CACAACUUGCAGCCCAAUUUUCUUUCUCCUUGCAAACAUGGCACCUUCAGCAGUUCCCGAGGCCAACAACACGGCGGUGGUGGCACAGAAGCCACAUGGGAAGGAGGAGCUCACGCCCCUGCAAGCCAUCUCGCAGGGGACUUGUCUCCCCGGUAUCCCUCUCUUUUCGGACAUGGAUAAGCAACGGCACUUUAUCCUCUCGCACAUGGCCGCAGCCUUCCGUAUAUUCGCCCGCAAGGGUUAUACCGAAGGCAUGUCUGGGCACAUAUCCGUCCGCGACCCCGAGAACCCGCACACGUUCUGGACGAACCCACUAGGACGGCACUUUGGGCAGCUGAAGGCGUCGGACAUGAUCCUAGUCGACUACGAGGGCAAAGCGAUUGGCGGAAACACGACACGGCCGGCGAACGCGGCGGGGUUCCUGAUCCACAGCGCGGUGCACAAGGCGCGGCCGGACGUGCACGCGGCGUGCCACACGCACUCGAAGGCGGGCAAGGCGUGGAGCGCGUUUGCGCGCCGCCUCGACAUGCUCAACCAGGACGUGUGCUAUUUCUACGGCGAGGCGCAGGCGGUCUACAAGGAGUUUGGCGGGAUCGUCUUCUCUGAGGCUGAGGGGAGGAGGCUGGCGGAUGCGUUGGGGCCGCGGGGGAAGGGCCUCAUUCUGCGCAAUCAUGGCUUGCUGACUGUGGGUGGGACGGUCGAUGAGGCCGCCUAUUUGCAUACUUUGAUGGAGCGCAGCUGCGAGGUGCAGUUGAUGGUGGAGGCGGCGGCCGCGGGCGGCAAUGUCGAGAAGGUCUUGGUGGAGGAUGAGGCUGCCGAGUAUACGUUCCGCAUGGGCAGUGAUCCUGAGUCGUUGUACUGGGAAUUCCAGCCUGACUUUGAGUUUGAGGAGGAGGCUUGUGGGGGCGCGUUCUAUAACUAGGUUUGGGGUUGGGCUGGUGUGUGGUGGGGGCUGGUGUUGGGGGUUGUUGGGGCCUGGGAUGUUGGACGCUCUUUUCUCCGUGGCCUCAGUCUGUUUGGGGCGGAUUCUUGGAGGCGUCCAAGUUGCUGAGGUAUGGCAACUGGCAAAUCCAAGGUGGACCGAGAUCAAAGGUUCCCAGCCCACGGCUGCAGCUACAACGGCUCUAGCACUCGAGAUCGGAGAAAGUACCCAUCUGCGCUCUGAUGGCUGGAAAAUUUACUAUCUAUAGUGAUAGUAUAAAGGCUCUUAGUGCCGUUUGUGGUAUUAAGAUUGCCGCUUUCAAAUAGAUAACGAAAUAAUAGUGAGACGUAGUUAUGC
Molecule: messenger RNA, 1279 nt
Organism: Aplosporella prunicola CBS 121167
Lineage: Eukaryota; Fungi; Ascomycota; Dothideomycetes; Botryosphaeriales; Aplosporellaceae
Exons: 3
Coding region: 38-922 (294 amino acids)
Cellular component (GO): cytoskeleton
Molecular function (GO): actin filament binding
Source: RefSeq, a predicted model, not a curated record